This is a messenger RNA of Planococcus citri (citrus mealybug), 4770 nucleotides long. Its product is annotated as GTP-binding protein Di-Ras2. Bases 228 to 818 code for a protein of 196 amino acids. Gene Ontology annotation, biological process: signal transduction. The transcript is spliced from 4 exons. Lineage: Eukaryota; Metazoa; Arthropoda; Insecta; Hemiptera; Pseudococcidae. Gene Ontology annotation, cellular component: plasma membrane. The record is from RefSeq and is a predicted model, not a curated record. Gene Ontology annotation, molecular function: GTPase activity; GTP binding; GDP binding.
CGAAGCGAUGACAUUUAUUCGCGAGUUUGUCGAAAAUAUACAUUAACCGUGCAUUGUUUCGAUAAUUACUUUAUAUAUAAUCGUUUUUUAAAAACAAAAAAUUCAAUAUUUUCGAAACGAAAAUGUGCUUUAGAUGAAUUACACUCGCGGAUGUAUUUCAGGCAUCGAUCCAUAUGAACCUUCGACCUGCGGACUGUUUUUUCUGAUUCGACAGUUUUUACCGUAGAAUGCCUGAACAAAGCAAUGACUACAGAGUGGUGGUGUUUGGAGCGGGCGGUGUGGGUAAAAGUUCGUUGGUUUUACGAUUUGUCAAAGGAACAUUCAGAGAAUCCUACAUACCGACCAUUGAAGACACAUAUAGACAGGUGAUAAAUAGUAACAAAAAUAUCUGCAAUUUGGAAAUUACGGACACUACUGGUUCACAUCAGUUUCCAGCAAUGCAAAGAUUGUCAAUAUCUAAAGGACAUGCAUUUAUAUUAGUAUAUUCAAUAACUUCAAGACAGUCUUUAGAAGAAUUACGUCCUAUUUGGGAGGUAAUUAGAGAAGUUAAAGGAGCAAAUGAGCUACCUCACAUACCAAUUAUGUUAGUAGGUAAUAAAUGCGACGAGAGUGAAAAUCGUGAAAUUUCUCAAGCUGAAGGCGAAGCGGAGGCGGCUCAGUGGGGGUGUCAUUUUAUGGAAACCUCCGCCAAAACUAAUUAUAACGUAAAAGAGCUCUUCCAAGACUUACUCAACUUGGAAAAAAAUCGUAACAUUUCGCUGCAACUAGAAAAAUCGCAGCGUACCAGAAAAAUCAGAGAAAAAUGCUCAGUUAUGUAACAAAUAUAUAUAUUUUCUAACGUAUUUAUACCUAACCGUGUAUAGUUUUACUUGAAAAAAAAAAUCCAAAAUCCUCACACACACACACGAAAACAUGAAUAACUAUUGAAAAAAAAAGUGUUGUAAACACCAAAAAAUAUUAAGUUAUUAACAAAAUUUAUAACGUCGUUUAAUCAGUUUUUAUUUUUGUAAUUUUCAUUUUGCAUUAAUUUUACAUAGUUUUAUUACGAUUUAUCAUGUGUUUGGUGUUACUUAUACUCCAUGUACGCAUUAACUAUUCUGCUCUUUUUCGUUAUUCUAUAAUUUUUCUUUUUCCUCUCUCAAGAAAAUCUGUUGUUGACAUUUUUGGUUUUAGAUCAUCUACUUACCUACAUCUUACACGAGGCUUUUUUAAAUUGUUUUUAUCGUUGUUUUAUUGUUUGUUUUUUUUUGGUUUUUGUUUUUUCACUUUAAAAAGAAGUGGUGCGUAAUCGUUUGUUGACUGGGGAAAACGGUUGAAUUAUUAUCGAUGUGUUACCAAUUUUCAGAUUUGAUUUCACGAUAAGAAGAAUUGUGUUUAUGUAAAAAAUAUAUGUCUAUAAGAUUCUUAAAUGUUUUGUAUGUUAAAUACCUGCGGUAAAUGCGAGUGAUAGAAACUUUUACAAAAUUUAUUCAAUUUUUUUUCUUGCAUUUUGUUGUGAGCAUUAAACUAAGUUUUUUAUUAUUACUAUUAUUAUACUAAAUAUUAUUUUAAUUACGCGUAUUUUGUGAUUUUUUGCGAGAUUUAUAUUAAUAAUUAACAUGAAGAGCCAAGCUGCGGAUAUACUAUACAAAAAUUAUUAUAACUGGGAAUUAUUAUUAUUUUUCUUUAUAAUAUUUUAAAGGCUACCAUUUUACUUGAUAUGGAAUAUUUGAAAAAAGUAAGGCGUUAAAAGCUCAGGGAACGUAUACCUAUAUAAUGAUACCAUUUCCAUUUCUGUUUUUGACGCAUUUCGGUCACACACCUGGUUUAAUGUUAUUAUCCAUUGUGAAGAUGCCUUUUUUUCGUUUAUAAAAUAACGAGUUUGAAAUUCCAUACCUACCCGGCGUUUAAUCUAUUUUGAGAUCUGUCGAUGUAAAAAAUUGAAUGAUUCAGUUUUUGAAAUAUUUUAUAAUGUGUGAAUAGUCAUAUCAGGUAGAUGCUAUAUUUUUUUUUCUUUUUUCUAGAUUGUAUUUUUGUAACAUUUAUGAAUUUUAACGAUAAUAUCUUACAAAGUGUUCAAGUGAGCACCAAAAGCGGUGUCACAUCGUGAAACACUAUAAAUGGAGAAAAUUGCUUAAUAAUUCACCAUUUCACAUAAUUAUGAAUUCGAUGUUUAAUGGAAUGUAAAAGUAUUUAAUCAAGUAAUGAUUUUCGUUAAUGAAUUUUAGUCUUAUUCAAUUUGCUCAAGUGAACUUACGUAUUUUUAUGUAUUUACAGUGUAAGUAAGUAUUCGAAACAUUUAAAACACAAUUAGGUACUUCUGCUUACCUCACAUAUAUGUACCUACUUAAGUUUAACAAAAGGCAAUGACACGGAGAAAUAGCAAUAGGUACCUAAAAUUUUAUGAAACCACAAAAAUCAUAUUCUGGAAUCCAAAUCUCUCUUCGCGAAUCUACAAGAUUACCACUUAUGCUACUCAAAUGACCAAAUUUUAAAACGUUUCACUUCAAUGAAUGUAUAAUUAAUUCAAAGUGCAUUCUUACGUCUCACGUCUGUUUACUUACUUAUUUACUUGUUUACAUUUCAUAUUCUUAAUCUUCCAUUUCAAUCCCCCAUUUUCAUUUUUUACUUUCAUUAUUUGCAAUGAGAAAAUAAAUUUUUCAGACUUGUUUUGAGACCUGCGGCGCUGAAAAGAGGAUAUAUUUAAACUUACUUAGAAUUUGAAAUUUUUCGCAUAGAAUAAUGCUAUUUGUUGUUAACGGUCUAGCGAUUUUCUUUUCUUUUUUUAUACGAUACUGCGAGUGUUUACUUACCUGUCAUAUAUUUUGUAUCGUGGUUGUUUUUUUUUGUUUUCCUAUGAACCUUAAUGAAUAAAUAUAUCGAUUUUUCGUAAGGCCGAGCUUUUACGAAAAAUUUUUGAUCAGAAGAUUGAUAGACCUACCCAUGUAGCAUACAUUAUUUUGAAAAUUAGGAAUCAUACUUCAAUACUUCAAUGGUUCACAGUUACCAUUAUGAUAGAUAGCGCUAAUUUUAUUAAAUGAACCAACGAUUUCAUUUUUUCAAAAUGAAAACCACGAUUUUGGCAUUUGUCAAGUACCUAUACAAAGUAUACAAUAGGUAGCUGUAAAUUUUUGCUGUAAAUCAAUUUUUUUAAAAAAUGAAAAAUAAGAAGUUUUAUCCUUUUUUUUCAGCACGGAUUAUUUAUUCGAUUUGGUGGUGCUUUAUCAGUUUUGAAAUUUCUUUUCAGCACUCACCUGUUUCUGUUCCUAAAUUUGAAUGAUGUCGGUUUAAUUUAACAAAUUAUUUGCUUAUUUUAUUGAGCUUCAUCAUAAUAAAAUGUUAUUUUUAGUAUCUACUUAUAUCAUUUUUUUUGGAAAAAGAAUUUCAUUAUGGGUGACCAUUUGAAAAUCAUUUUUUUAUUGCAUAUUUUUGUUUACGUGUACAGGUAUCCAUUUAAUAGGUACCUAUAUCUGAAGUAUCGCUUAUAGAUAAACUUGCCUGUAAGAUUUGUGUCUUUAAAUUCCGAUUUAUUAUGUAGGUAUUUACAUUAACUGUAUUUUUUUUUUUUAAGCAUGAAUAUUUGUUGAAGUAAUCUUCAUAUUUCCUCAUUCAUUGAAUAGAUUGCUGUAUACAUGUAUAGGUACCACAAAUAGAAAGCAGCAAUUUAUCUGAAUACAAUCUAUCAUUUUUUUCCUUUCUUCCUUCCUUUUUUAUUUCAUUUUUUUGUAAUCAAAAUUUUAGACUUGUAUACUUUCAAAUUUGAAAAAAAUGAAGAAAAAAAGAGUAAUACGGACACCAUAAUGUGAGGUGAUAAUUCCUUUUUUCUGAUCCUUUUUUUGCAUUAAGAGCCGGAUUUUUGAGUCUUUAUCUUUAGAUUUGCAAAAUCACAAAAUUGUUUCAAGAAUAACCGUGUUUCGUUUCUCUGUUUAUUUACCAUUCUACUUAUGUACUUCAAAACAAAAACAACCUUAACUUUUCUUCUUUCAGAUUUAGUCGAUUAAAAAAACAAAUAGGUACAUAGAAGCUUAUUAAGUCAUUUUUUGAUUCCCAACUACUGUAAUUUUCCAUCCCCCCUCCACAAAAAAAGGUAGGUAGUCUGAAACCAGAGGGUAGAGAAUACUCGUACGUCUACACCUAUAGUACCUAGGUAAAGAAUGAACCAAAACUAAGGAGUCCAAUAAUUGGAAAAGAAAAAACUCUCUCAGAGUUUUUUCUUUUCCAACCUAGUACCUACCUUGAUAAAAUGUAGUAUUCAUAUUUACCCUUGAUGGAAAUUUUCGCCUCACUCUACGGUAUCCAUGAUUCUCUUUAUAUCUAUCUACAGCAUUCUAGUUUUUAUUAUUUUCUAUAGGCUGGAUGCGUCAAAAAUAUUCGUACUUUUUAUAUAAUAUUUAUAAUUAAGCUUUUUUCUUUAUUUUGUUUUGUAUUGUAAGAAUAAUAUUAUUGUUAUUAAUACGUUCUACCUUACCAUAUAUGUACUACAAAUUUGAUUGAAUUUUAUGUUGAUUUGUACGUUUUACAGAAUGAUGUUGAAUAUAUUUUAAAUCAAUGUAUAUGCAGACUGUAAAUUGCUGUUUAUUAGAGAUAUUGUUUGUUACUUUCUUUUUUUGUUUUGUUCUCAAUAUUGUCGGUAGAAUACCGGAAUUUCGUUUACCCUCUGACAUCUCCAUUUCUCUGCAUGAAUAUAAGUUGAAAUUGAUUUAAUACAAAUGCUUACAUCUUGAUAUGGGUAUUCGAUAGGUACUUACGGUAGGCACAUGGAACAUGAAAAUUACAUUUUUGGUGAAAGAA